Messenger RNA from Limulus polyphemus (Atlantic horseshoe crab), 4752 nucleotides. Its product is annotated as E3 ubiquitin-protein ligase AMFR-like. Gene Ontology annotation, cellular component: ubiquitin ligase complex; cytosol; endoplasmic reticulum. The coding region runs from base 191 to 2260 and encodes 689 amino acids. The record is from RefSeq and is a predicted model, not a curated record. The transcript is spliced from 15 exons. Gene Ontology annotation, biological process: protein K48-linked ubiquitination; ubiquitin-dependent protein catabolic process; endoplasmic reticulum unfolded protein response. NCBI's taxonomy places the organism in Eukaryota, Metazoa, Arthropoda, Merostomata, Xiphosura, Limulidae. Gene Ontology annotation, molecular function: ubiquitin protein ligase activity; ubiquitin binding.
CAUUUUGAUUUUUGCGGAAGUGGUUUGAGGAGCGGAUUCUUGAUAAGCAAAUAAGUAGUUUUGUAAUGGUACCUUAGGCUUAAGAAAAAUUGAUACGAAAGCGGUCAUAAUUGCUCUCGUAAUCAACGAUUAUUUUGUUGCAAGUUUUAUAAGACUUUUCACAAUUAUAUUAAAUUAUAAACGUUUGAAAAUGCCUGCUGUAUUCCUUGACAGAUUACCACUCCCAAGUUUACAAGCCUACACUGCUGUCAGUGUAUUACUUCUUUCGUGCUCAGUUUAUUAUGCUGUGCAGAUUACAUCAGAUCCCGAGUGGAAGUUAAAUGCAACACUUGAAUUUGAGAAUAAUGAAGGAGCCAAAAAUCAGACUAUAGAAAACCGGAGAGAAUUAUCAUUUGAUGAGGUAUUAUUGGAAAAUAAAAUCUUCCGUCGAUUACUCGAGAUUGUGAUAUUUAUGAUUCAGGAACCUCUGUGCAUUUGGACCCUAAUCAACAUGGCUUACUGUUGUUUGAUCCUAGUUGGGAAGUUCAUACAAAAGUUGGUGUUUGGUGAACUGCGAGUAUCAGAACAACAGCAUAUCAAAGACAAGUUUUGGAAUUUUGUCUUUUACAAGUUUAUUUUCAUCUUUGGAGUUAUGAAUGUCCAGUUCAUGGAUGAAGUUGUUCUCUGGUGUGGUUGGUUUUCUGUCUUAGGAUUUCUUCACCUGCUUUCUCAGCUCUGCAAGGACAGGUUUGAAUAUCUUUCCCUAUCUCCGAUGACAUCAAGAUGGACUCAUGUUCGUUUACUAGCCCUACUGAGCGUCAUAUUAAUAUCCUCUUCAAGCCUCUUCGUUCUUUGUGUGUUUGUGGGUCUUCAGGCUGGCCUCAACACUUUUGCUUUUAUGGUUGCUGAGUGUGCCCUUGUGACAGUCAGAACAUUAUACAUCAUUGCAAGAUACUUUAUUCACUUAUGGGACAUAAAUCACGAAGGUGUGUGGGAAAAGAGAACAACUUAUGUGUAUUAUAGUGAACUGACUUUUGAAUUGACUGCUUUAGUUGUUGACUUUAUUCAUCAUCUUCAUAUGUUGCUGUGGGGCAACAUUUUCCUGUCUAUGGCCAGCCUGGUGAUUUGCAUGCAACUCAGAUAUCUUUUCCAUGAAAUUAGACAUCGCUUGAAGAAACAUAAGAACUACCUGCGAGUGGUCCGUCACAUGGAAUCCAACUAUCCUAUGACUUCCCUUGAAGAGAUGGAAAACAACAGUGAAAACUGUGCAAUCUGCUGGGAUUACAUGGAAUCAGCCAGAAAACUCCCAUGUGGACAUUUUUUCCACAAUUCAUGCUUGCGAUCUUGGUUGGAGCAAGACUCUUCUUGUCCUACAUGCCGAAUGUCCUUAGCUGUGCAUGGAGAUGGUAGUGGUGGGACUCCUACAGGUGAUGACAAUCAUAACAAUUUACUUGGUGCACUAGGGAGACAAGAAGGAGAACCUACUCACACUGGAAAUCAGACAACAAAUCAUUUCUUUCAUUUUGAUGGGUCUCGUUAUGUGAGCUGGUUUCCUAGCUUUUCAGUAGAGGUCACACACACAAAUCUUCUGGGUAACCGACAACUGCCAGCAGUCCAGACCUCACAGUUAGACAACAUGGCCCGUCAAGUUCAGCAAAUGUUCCCACACAUGCCUUUGAACCUAAUCAUGGAAGACUUAAGAUCCACUCAUGCUGUAGAAUUAACAAUAGAGAACAUCUUGGAUGAGCGUUUGGUUUCUCACCCUUCACCUAUGUUUCAAGCCAAUACAACUCAUACAGCAAUAUCCACUCAGGACUCUUCUCAGGACAAUUACACUACCCAACCAAUAGCUACCAAUGAGAGAGAAUCAGACCAGAGAGAAUCUUCAGCAUCAACAUCAGACUGGAAGUUCUUUGAAGACACUGUAUUCUCAUUAGAUGAAGACACCUCUGAAAGCUCUAGUGAAGAUAAUGGUGGUCUUACACGUGCACUGUCAUCUAUGGGUCAUGGCUGUAGGUUUUCAAAAUCCCCUCAAGAAAGGGAGAGCAUGCUAGCUCAUAGGAAAGAAGAGCUCUUUAAAGCUGCAAAAAGGAAAUAUCUUGCUACAAGUGGAAGUCGCACAGCAGAGCUUGCCAGUGACCCAGAGCCCUCCACAAGUUAUUCAUCCAGUUCAGUUUAUGAUGAGAUGAACAUUUUUCAAGAUCCCUCAAAUUCUAGGGGAGAUGGCCAAUGGUACAGUAUACCAGAACAUCAUGCUCCGGAACAUGUGACAGAAAGAUGAAAAAAAAUAAAGCUGGUCAUGUCUUGAUUUGGAGUGUGUUUAUUGUUUGGAGCCACUUAAGCUAUUAUACAAUGAUGUACUUCAUAAGUGAUUAUUAUGCCUGGCUCAUACUUUCAGUUAUUCUACACGUGUGGGGACUAGUGAUCUAGCUGUAGUCACCAGUUUAACAUAUUGCAAACCACAGGCUAAAACAAGUUUAAGUUUUUGCUGGUACAAUAAGAAAAUAAAUGGUAGAACAGGAUUAAAAUUUGAACUACACAAUGUAUUCAUAUACGAGUUUGCAUAAAAGUUUAUUAAACUCGUUUAGAUGAAAUAUCAGAACAAUUUAUACGUUUGUUAAUAGUACUGAUCAAAAGGUGCAUGAUUGAGGCUAUUUCAAAGUUAAACAGAUUUGUAUGUAAUCCUGUGGAGUUUUCAAGAAUUUUUGUAAGGUGAGAGUUUGUGCAUAUAUUAUGAUAGUUUAAAACAAUUACUUGUAGUAAAUGUUGAGGAAUAGUUUGGUAUUAGAAAAUUGGCUUUCUCUCUGAAAGAUAAUGUAAUGUAUUUUAGAUUUUUUUAUAGUCCCAUUAGUGUUGAUUCUCCAGGAAAGAAAUCUCUUACCACCAUAAAUUAUUAAUUCAUCACAGUAACAUCUUUUGUUUCUUUAUAUAAAUUAGUUUUGGGUUUGUAGUGUAGUCAGAUGAAUUUGUACUUAACUACGAGUAAUUUAGUGUUGUGCAAAAUGUCAAAAUAUUAACCAACUUAGUGACGUUAACUGUUGAAAAAGUGCAAGUAUUUUUUGAUUGGUAGCAUAGCAGUAGUCACUUACAUUUCUUCUGAGCUAUAUUUGUCCUAUUCAUGCCAUUUACUGAUACUAUUUCACAAAACUAUGGCAGUUUGUAUAUCAGUGGAUGGUAUUUCAGAUACUAUAAACAAUGACAAAAACAUGUUUAACAGAAAUUACUUUAGUUGUUUUAUAAUUGUGAUACCUCCUGAAACAGGCUACAGAUUUCUUUCACCAUUGAUACCUAAUAUUUGUUAAUACUUGUCAUUAGUAUAGUUUAGUUAACAUCAAUUGAAAAUUUAUAGUAUUAAUAUUAAUCCAGAAAAAAAAAACUUUAAUGUGAUUUAACCAUGUAUUGUAUAUAUAUUUUAUGUUAGCUGCUUACUGGGGAAAAGGCAGUAAGAUAAAAUAAUCUACAUUCACUAUGAAAAUAAUAUAUUGCUUUAUAUUUAACACCAGUGAUGAGAAUUUGGAAAGUUUGUAAAGAUAGCUCUUUUAUGCACAUGAAUUUACAAAUGUUUGAAUUAUUAAAUCUCCAUUUUAUAUGUAAGCUAUCAAAAAUUCCUUGUUUAUGUAGAAUUGCUUCAAAGAGAAUUUUUGUAGAAAUGAUUUUAUAAUUUCUGUAGUAGCUACCAAGCAGAAAUCAAUUACUUUGUUUUAUCUUAUAACCCAAUGGUGUGGUAGCAUUUGAUUGUAAAUAAUAACUUUGUCUUUUGUGAGUUUCUUUUAGCAGUUUAACUUGUCAAUUCUUAUAAUACAAAGUAAUUAAAAACAUUGUUUUUCCUCUUGUUUUUUGUUGUCAAGAGCCUGUGCUUUUAAGUUUUAGAUAUUUUAAGAAUUGCUUGUUGAUGUGAAAAAACUUGCAUGAUAUAAGUUAAAACUAACAGUCUUUGGUCAGUUAGAAUAUCGCAGAACGAAAUAUAUUAAGUAAUACAUAACAGGGGGUAUAAUUUCAAAAGCUGAAAAACAUGGGCUGUUUUUGUAAAAAAAUGGAACAUCACAAGGACAUUUAAAGGAUUUAAUACUACCCAAUUAGCUGUCCAGUGCAUGUUGUUAAACAGAAUUUCAACUAUUAUGAAGUAAAGCUGUGGGCAAUUUCUGUGUUUUUGAUAGAUAUAUUUGCUAGACAUUUGUAAAAUAUUUGUAUUCUGGUCAUGCAGUCUAGUUGCAUAUGAUGUAUUUUUCAUUACUAGUUAAUUAAGGUAUUUGAUAAAACUUGUAAAACAGAAAACAUAAUACAUUUGAUGACUCGUAGUUAAAUUUAAUGGAAUGCUAACAAUGCAAUAUCGUUACAUAAUGCUUAUAAAUUUUGAUUUUCUUGUUAAGGUACUAAAUAUGCACUUUUAGAAUUGGCACAAGUUUUUUUUUAACUAUUUCUUGGAUAAAUCUAUAUAUAUAUGUAUAAAUUACAUUUUGUAUAAGAAGGUUGAAAGAUGAAAUUAAAAAUUACUUUAAUUCAAAAUAAAUCAUGAUAUUGCUAUCCUUCAGUCUUAAAGUUAUGUAUGUGUUGCAGUGGAAAUAAAACAUUAAUGUCAGUCAUGAUUGCAACAUUUUUAAUGAAAAAGAAUGUUCCAGGUGUUUAAAACAUAGAUGAGUAAUAAAUAAAAGUGAAGAUCUGUCUUACUUCAAAAAUGUGCUAGAUUUAAGCUGUUUUCAAAAUUCAAGUUGUAAACUGUAUUUUAUUGCAUGUGUAAAGAAGUUAGAAAAUUAAAAGUGUUUUCAUCAUGUA